This is a messenger RNA of Psammomys obesus (fat sand rat), 3317 nucleotides long. It is a transcript of the gene Tsn, whose product is annotated as translin. Lineage: Eukaryota; Metazoa; Chordata; Mammalia; Rodentia; Muridae. The record is from RefSeq and is a predicted model, not a curated record. Gene Ontology annotation, cellular component: cytoplasm; nucleus. The transcript has 6 exons. Gene Ontology annotation, biological process: RNA metabolic process. Bases 224 to 910 code for a protein of 228 amino acids. Gene Ontology annotation, molecular function: single-stranded DNA binding; sequence-specific DNA binding; RNA binding.
GCGCGGCGCGGGGCUCUGCGCGCGGCGCCUCAGGCAUUGCGGCGGGCAGCCCGGGCUCCGGUGCGCCGCGGGCGUGGGAAGACCCCGGCGCCGGCGGUGGCGCAGAGCCGGUGGACGCGGCGGUAGACAGCAUCGGGCGUCGCGAGCGAGUGCGCUGCUUGUCUGUGGGUCGUGCUUUUUCGACGGUGCUCGGGCGCUGGCUGAUCGUCGGGCGGCCGGCGCCAUGUCUGUGAGCGAGAUCUUCGUGGAGCUGCAAGGCUUUUUGGCUGCCGAGCAGGACAUCCGAGAGGAAAUACGAAAAGUUGUACAGAGCUUAGAACAAACUGCUCGAGAGAUUUUGACCCUGCUUCAAGGGGUCCAUCAGGGCACUGGGUUUCAGGACAUUCCAAAGAGGUGCUUGAAAGCUCGUGAACAUUUCGGUACGGUAAAAACACAUCUAACGUCCCUGAAGACCAAGUUUCCUGCUGAACAGUAUUACAGGUUUCAUGAGCACUGGCGGUUUGUGCUCCAGCGCCUGGUCUUCCUGGCGGCCUUCGUAGUGUAUUUGGAAACAGAGACCCUGGUGACUCGAGAGGCGGUUACAGAGAUUCUCGGCAUUGAACCAGAUCGGGAGAAAGGAUUUCAUCUGGAUGUGGAAGAUUAUCUCUCAGGAGUUUUAAUUCUUGCCAGUGAGCUGUCGAGGCUGUCUGUCAACAGUGUGACUGCUGGAGACUACUCGCGGCCCCUUCACAUCUCUACUUUCAUCAAUGAGCUGGAUUCAGGUUUUCGCCUUCUCAAUCUGAAAAACGACUCCUUGAGGAAGCGCUACGAUGGCUUGAAGUACGACGUGAAGAAAGUAGAGGAGGUGGUCUAUGAUCUUUCUAUCCGUGGCUUCAAUAAGGAGACAGCAGCGGCUUGUGGUGAAAAAUAGGAGCUUCUCCCUGCAGCUGGCCUUGCUGGCUUGGCAGUUGCCAGGGAGGGCUAGCACAGUGCCUCUUCCUGUAGUUAGCACACUAGUUGCUAAACACUGCGCUUUAUUUUCCUAACCAGCUGUAUGGUGUAUCAGAAUUGAAAUAACUUUUUGGAUCUUAAAAAAAAAAAAACCUUUCCAUGGAUGGAAUUUUUUCUUUGUUGAAGUUUCAGUGAAAUUGCUGUGUACUUCAUUGUAUUACUGAUUUGUCAACAGUGUAAAUGUUGGUCUCUUGGUAAAAGUCCUUUUUGCUUACCUGACUGUUCAUGUAUUGAUUGACAGGUUUGUUGUCUUGUUUGUGAUUCUCCCAGAAGUGAGCCAUGAUGUUUUCUAGGUCCAAAUUAAUCCUUCAUUCCCAGUUGUAGCCUGGAUACAGUAUGAGAAUAGAACUUAAGGAGAAUGGUUGACAAGCAAGGGGACUUUAUUUUCCCCUUUUUAUUUUAAGCCUUGUAAAUUAGUUGAUUUUUUUUUUUUUUUUGCGAAGAAAAUUAGAGGCUCUGACUCUCUCACUGCCAUCAAAAUAUAGCGGAUGAAAGUGUACAGCCUGAACCAGCAAGGUCAGGCUAGAAAGCUCUUCUGUUAGGGUUAUGGUGAUGUCUUCUGUCGGGGUAGAGCACCUUUUUUCUGGGGUCGCCUUAUAUCUUGCCUGCUGUUGCAGUUAGAGUCCUCACACCUGACUUGGUCUAACACCCAUGUGCUGUAUUCACAAAUAAGACCAGUUCCUAGCCGCCAGUUAGACCUCAUCCUCAUGCUUUCAUUCAUUAUUGGUACCUGAGGAAAGUGUUCUUGGAGAAAACAGUGCCAUUUGCUGUAGAAGAAAGUAAAACUUGGCUUUAAAAAAAAUCCAUGUAGCCAGGUGGUGGUGGUACACACCUUUAAUUCCAGCACUUGGGAGGGGGAGGCAGGCAGAUCUCUUGUGAAUUUCAGGCCAGCCUAGUCUACAAAGCAAGUCCAGGACAGCCAAGGCUACACGCAGAAAAACUCUGUCUCAAAAAAAAAAAAAAAAAAAAAAAAAAAAAAAAAAAAAUUAAAGAAAAAAAGAAAGUCAGGUUUUGAUGCUAUCAGUACAUUUUAAUGUACAGUUCAGGGUAGUCAGGGUACACUUUGUGGGCUCCUCCAUCCCUCUUCUGUGCAGACAGCAUAAGAAUGGAUAUCUGGCCAUUCUUGGCGCAGAACUGAAAUUAUUAAAGUCACAGCUGGUGAUGUAGCUCAGUGGUAGACUUGUUUGGCAGGUGUGAUGCACUGAUUCCAUCCUUAGGACUUCAAAAAAACUGCAAAAGGCCAACAAACCAAAAAUAGCUCAGUUUUUGCACCCUCGAGAAAAGAAGCUACUGGCAUUUCCCGUUUAAUAGGAAGUAUUUAGGAAUGUCACCCUCUUUUGCUUGAUAGCAAUUUGGGCUUUGUGUUUGUCCAGUGGGAUAUUUGACAUUGGCUUUUAUCAGGCCAUGGCCAAAGACUGACUGUAAAGUGGGGCCUGAAAGUGCAGGCCUGUACUCCCAGGUACUCAGGGAGGCUGAGGCAGGAGGAUGGCAAGUUCAAGGUUUUGAGGGUACCCUGGCAGAAAGAGACCCUGUGGCAAAAACCAACCCAAGAGGCUAGCGUUAGGUUUCAGUGACAGUGUUUUCCUAGCAUGUUUGAGGCCUUGGGUUCAACCCCUCAUUCUGCAGCAGGAUGGGGUGAGGCAGACUCUUAGUUUCCAAUCAUGAUGGAAGAAGUAAGGAUGAGCUGUGAUUGCUAUAUAUUGUUGGACAUGUAGACAGCUUUCUAAUCUUUUUGCAGGAUUAGAAUAAGGUAUUAGACUAAUUUUGUUAGUUUGCCUUUGAGACAGGGUUUUGUUAACAGCCCAGGCUGGCCUGGAACUCACACCUUUGUUUCCAUUUCCUGAGUACAGGUAUAGGCUCUUGAGUGUCUAAGAAGGUUGUUUAAAAUGCUAGUGAUAACACAACCUGGACUGAGUAGACGGCUUUCCAGCUACACAGUCAGUUAGAGACUGGAGGUUCCACAGGUCCUUGCUUUGUUGCUUAAGUGUGAGUUCUGCUGGACAGCAUUAAAGCUCUUGCCAAAAGUUUCAGAUUUUCCCUUUAGAGACAGAGGGUGUGGUGUCCCGCCUGCAGGGUUGUCUAGGCUGGGCUCAACCUCCCGGGCUCAAGCCCUCCUCUUGCCUCAGCCUGCCAAGGAGCUGGGGCUCUAGGUCACUGCCACUGUACCGAACUGUUGAACUUCAGUUUUAACACCUGCAAUGAAAUUGCAGGAGUGAAGAAGUACGUUCUGGUGUUGUGAUUCCAUAUGAGAGUUCAGAAAUGUCGUGUUGAUAAUUAGUUGUGUUCGUUGCUGGCUUGUAAAGCAAUAAAACUGUUCUUAGUCUCUU